This is a messenger RNA of Ipomoea nil (Japanese morning glory), 2589 nucleotides long. Its product is annotated as primary amine oxidase-like. The record is from RefSeq and is a predicted model, not a curated record. Gene Ontology annotation, biological process: amine metabolic process. NCBI's taxonomy places the organism in Eukaryota, Viridiplantae, Streptophyta, Magnoliopsida, Solanales, Convolvulaceae. Gene Ontology annotation, molecular function: quinone binding; primary methylamine oxidase activity; copper ion binding. Bases 103 to 2301 code for a protein of 732 amino acids. The transcript is spliced from 5 exons.
UAAGGAGUGAGGCAUAUCUCUACCUACUACUUCACCACUGCCGUUCACUCACUGAGUAAUAAGCAGGCUCAAAAUCAGCCGUAAUCUAGCACCGUUUCGAUCAUGGAGGGGAGAAGAUUCCUCCGCCAUCUUUUUCUGAUCUUCUUCGUGGCUCUUCUGGUGGUCUUCACGCUGCAGAGACUCCCAUCUACGCCGUCCAACGGGGCGGAGCUACUCGACUGCGCCACCAACUCGCCGUGGUGCACUUUCAAGAACCGGUUCCAGGGAAGAACAAACGGGGGCGUGCUCAAGAACCCCGUCAAAUCCACGCGCCGUCGCCAGGACGCCGCCUCCGACGUCCCGCGCCACCCGCUCGACCCCCUGACGGUUCAGGAGCUCAAUAAAGUCCGUGAUGUCAUGAAAUCCUACGGCCCCUUCACCGCCACUCCCUACGCUCUCCACUACAUCACUCUCGAAGAGCCCGAGAAGCGGAUCGUCUCCGCCUGGAAAACCGGCGACCCGCUGCCGACCCGGAAGGCCUCCGUCGUCGGCCGCGCCGGCGGGGUGUCCCACGAGCUCACCGUCAACCUGGAGACCGGCGAGGUUACCCUCCUCAAUACGGGCCGUCACGGCGGCUCCCCGAUGCUGACGGUGGAGGAAAUGACCACCGCCGUCGCUGCGACACUGGCUAACGCCGAGUUUAACCGCACAAUCAUCGAACGUGGCGUCGAUAUUGGAGAACUUGCAUGCCUGCCUGUCUCUUCUGGGUGGUAUGAACGAGAGAUGGAGGACAAGAGGAGAUUGAUAAAGAUACAAUGCUACACCACGAAGGGCACUGCAAAUUUCUACAUGAGACCCAUUGAAGGAUUGACGGUCCUGAUUGAUUUAGACACCACAGAGAUCAUAGAAAUAUCCGAUCAAGGCAAGACCAUCCCGAUCCCAAAGGCCGCCAACACAGACUAUCGUUACUCGGCUCAAAACAAGAAGGUCAAGUUUCUAAAUCCAAUUUCCAUCGAGCAACCAAUGGGUCCAAGUUUCACGGUGGAUGGACAUUUGGUGAGGUGGGCAAAUUGGGAAUUUCACCUCAAGCCCGACUCCCGAGCCGGGGUGAUCAUCUCUCGGGCUAAGGUCCGGGACCCGGGAACCGGGGAGAUGAGGAGCGUUAUGUAUAAAGGGUUCACUUCCGAGCUUUUCGUGCCGUAUAUGGACCCCAACGACGCCUGGUAUUUUAAGACGUAUAUGGACGCCGGCGAGUACGGGUUCGGGCUUCAAGCCAUGUCCCUUGACCCAUUAAACGACUGUCCGAGGAACGCCUACUACAUGGAUGCUGUCUUCGGCGCCGCCGACGGAACGCCCUACGUCCGGUCCAAUAUGAUCUGCGUCUUUGAGAGCUACGCCGGCGACAUCGGGUGGCGCCACUCAGAGUGUCCCAUUACCGACAUGGACAUUCGGGAGGCGAGGCCGAAGGUGACACUGGUGGUGAGGAUGGCUGCGUCGGUCGCCAAUUAUGAUUAUAUAGUGGACUGGGAGUUCCAAACGGACGGGCUAAUCAGGAUUAAGGUUGGACUGAGUGGCAUACUGAUGGUGAAAGCGACGCCAUAUGUGAACAUGAACCAAGUGAACCAGCCGGAGGAGUAUCUUUACGGCACCCUCUUGUCGGAAAACAUCAUCGGAGUCGUCCACGACCACUUCGUCACGUUCUAUUUGGACAUGGACAUGGACGGCGCCGACAACUCCUUCGUCAAAGUGAACCUCCAGAAGCAGCGGACGUCCCCCGGAGAGUCGCCGCGGCGGAGCUACUUGAAGGCGGUGAGGAGCGUGGCCAAGACGGAGAAAGACGCGCAGAUCAAGCUCAAGCUUUAUGACCCGUCGGAGUUUCACGUGAUCAACCCCAACAAGAAGACGCGCGUCGGGAACCCUGUCGGCUACAAGAUUGUCCCCGCCGGCACCGCCGCCAGCCUGCUUGACCACGACGACCCGCCGCAGAUGAGAAGCGCUUUUACGGAUAAUCAAAUCUGGGUUACUCCGUAUAACCGGAGCGAGCAGUGGGCAGGUGGGUUGUAUGUCUAUCAGAGCCAUGGCGAUGAUACUCUUGCAGUUUGGUCUGAAAGAGAUCGGGAGAUAGAGAACAAGGACAUUGUGGUAUGGUAUACAUUAGGGUUCCAUCACAUUCCAUGCCAGGAAGACUUCCCAAUCAUGCCGACUGUAACAUCGAGCUUUGAUCUAAAGCCAGUGAAUUUCUUCGAGAGCAAUCCAAUUCUUGGAAUCCCACCCAAUCAGGAGAAAGAUUUGCCGGUCUGCAAGGCUGCAUCUUCAGCUUGAUCAUCUCUCUCUCUCUCUCUCUCUGCAAGACUGCAACUUCUGCAAUAGUGAAAAUGCUGGACCUUCAUCCGCGCUGCACUCAUGAAUCAUCAUCAUCAUGUAUAUAAUCUCAUGUUUUUCAUGAAUAAAGCUUGAGAACAGAUUGAAAUUACUGUUUCAUCUCUGUUAAAAGUGAAUUGCGAGUAGGAAUCAGAAUCUUCCAUUGUAAAACUGUUUUCAUGGCAGUACAUAUAUACUGCUGUAUAUCAAUGGAGAAUGGUGAUGUCAUGAUUCUGUGAUAUUCUGUCA